This is a messenger RNA of Hevea brasiliensis (rubber tree), 5535 nucleotides long. Its product is annotated as endoribonuclease Dicer homolog 3. Gene Ontology annotation, molecular function: RNA binding; protein binding; ATP binding. The record is from RefSeq and is a predicted model, not a curated record. The transcript is spliced from 25 exons. The coding region runs from base 292 to 5376 and encodes 1694 amino acids. Gene Ontology annotation, biological process: siRNA processing. Lineage: Eukaryota; Viridiplantae; Streptophyta; Magnoliopsida; Malpighiales; Euphorbiaceae. Gene Ontology annotation, cellular component: nucleus; cytoplasm.
CACUUGAGAGACUUGGGGUGGCUGCAAGGGAAAACCCUCAAGAAAACACAGUACAACAGUGGGUGGGAUGCAAGAAGGUGACCAUUCUUGAUCCUUCCACCACUUAACAGCCCAAUUCUUGUUUCCCUUCUUCAGUUCUUCACGUUGGUCGUGUUUUCUUUUCUUUACUCCGUUCAUAAAGAGGGUGUCGUACGGGGAGAGAAUCUUGAUACAAAGAACGUUUUUUUUUUUCCUCUUUUUUCCUUUUUCGUCCCCCUCAUUGUUUUUUAUAUUUUCAUCUUCGACAUUCCAAUGGCGGACCUUAAUCCUCUCAAGAGAAGCUUCAGUGACAUGAGCAACUCACUAGAGUCUCUUGAUUUUGGUUUGAAUGUUCUGGAACAUCGAGAUUCUGCUAUCCAAGAACCAGCUUCUGUAGUCAAUCCCAACAACUCAUCAGACGAUUUGGGUUUGAAUUGUCUGGAAGAUGCUGCUAUCCAAGAACCAGUUUCUUUAAUCAAUUCUAAGGACUUCAAUCCCAGAAGCUACCAAUUGAAGGUUUUCGAGGUGGCUAUGAAGAGGAACACUAUAGCAGUGUUGGAGACUGGUGCUGGAAAAACAAUGAUCGCAGUAAUGCUGAUUAAAGAAAUUGGUCAAGCUAUCAAGUUUACUGACCAUAAAAAAUUGAUUCUUUUCUUAGCGCCAACAGUUCAUCUUGUCAACCAGCAGCAAUAUGAGGUUAUUAAAGCGAAUACAAGCUUUGAUGCAGGAGCGUAUUAUGGAGCCAAGGGGGUAGAUGGAUGGACUUUGAAGUUAUGGGAAAAGGAGAUUGAUGAGCAUGACGUAUUGGUUAUGACACCUCAAAUCCUUUUGGAUGCUUUAAGAAAGGCAUUCUUGAAUCUAGAUAUGGUAUCCUUGAUGAUAAUUGAUGAGUGCCAUCGUGCUACUGGUAAUCAUCCCUACACAAAAAUAAUGAAGGAAUUCUAUCACAAGUUGAGUAACAAGCCAAAGAUUUUUGGAAUGACAGCAUCACCUGUUGUUAGAAAAGGUGUCUCUUCCACUAUGGAUUGUGAGGAUCAAAUAUCAGAACUUGAGAGCAUUUUGGAUUCGCAGGUUUAUACUAUCGAAGACAGGACAGAAAUGGACAUCCAUGUUCCCUCUGCGAGAGAAACAUGUAGAUUUUAUGACAAAGCACAGUGUUAUAGUUCAGAAUUGAAAUCCAAGAUUGAAGCAUCAUGGUCCAAGUUUGAUGCUUCAAUGCUAAGUUUGCAAGGGUCAAUACAAAGCGGUUACAAGGACAUUGAUGAUAAAAUUAGGACACUGAGACAGCGGCUGUCCAAUGACCAUGCAAAGAUUUUGAAUUGCCUUGAAGAUCUAGGCCUCGUAUGUGCUUAUGAGGCUGUCAAAGUUUGCUUGCAGAGUGCUCCCAACUCCACUGAGGAUUGUGUGAUUUAUAGAGAAAUUUCUCUGCAACAUAGAUAUUUCCUUGAGGAAGUGUUGAGCCUAAUUGGCGAGUCCUUGCCACAUUGUGAUAAUUUUCUUUUGGAUCUUGAUUUUGAUUUCUUAAAGGCAGUAGUUUUCGGCUACAUAUCUCCAAAAUUAUAUGAACUGCUUCAACUUUUCCUAUCAUUUGGAGGAGCUAGGCAAAUACUGUGCCUCAUUUUUGUUGAUAGAAUUGUUACAGCUAAAGUAAUUGAAAGAUUUGUGAAGAAAGUUGCAGUGUUAGCACAUUUCACAGUUUCAUAUGUUACUGGAACUAAUACAUCAGUAGAUGCAGUGACCCCUAAAACGCAGAAGGAAACGCUGGAAUCAUUUCGUUCUGGAAAGGUCAACUUAUUAUUUUCCACUGAUGUGCUGAGGGAGGGAAUUCAUGUGCCAAACUGCUCCUGCGUAAUAUGUUUUGAUUUGCCCAAGACAGUCUGCUGUUAUGUCCAAUCUCGAGGACGUGCUAGACAAAAUGAUUCCGAAUAUAUCAUUAUGCUUGAGAGGGGAAACGUGAAACAAAGGGACCAACUAUUUGAUUUCAUCAGGAGUGAAUGGCUAAUGACAAAUACAACUAUAAAUAGAGAUCCUGAUGUACAGUCUCUGAAAACAUGUGCUGCUGAGGAAACUAAGGCAUAUAUUGUGAAUGCGACUGGGGCAUCAGUUACUGCAGACUCCAGUGUUAAUCUCAUAUAUCGAUAUUGUGAAAAGCUUCCUGGUGACAGGUACUUUACACCAAGGCCAACUUUUGAGUUCGAAGUUUUUGAACAGUCAUGCCAGUGUAAAAUAAAGUUACCUGCCAGUGCAGCUUUUCAAACACUAGUUGGCCCAAUAUGUAGGAGUCAACAAUUAGCUAAGCAGCUUGUAUGCUUGGAAGCUUGUAAGAAGCUGCAUCAAAUGGGUGCCCUGGAUGAUCAUCUCCGACCGUCAUUUGAUGACCCUAUGGAAGAUAAUUGUAUUAUGAGAAGCAAAGAAACAUUAGCAGGUGCAGGAACUACAAAAAGGAAGGAAUUGCACGGAACCACCGGCAUUCAUGCAUUAUCUGGAAGCUGGGGAGAGAACCUUGAUGGAACCACCUUCUAUGCAUAUAAGUUUGACUUCUCUUGUAGUAUUGCCACAGAGAUGUAUUCCGGAUUUAUUCUUCUAAUUGAGUCGAAGCUUGAUGAUGAUGUUGGAAAUGUUGAGUUGGACCUUUACUUGGUCAGGAAGAUUGUUAGGGCUUCUGUUUCUUCAUGUGGACAAGUGCAUUUAGAUGCUGAACAGAUGAUGAAAGCAAAAUGCUUUCAUGAAUUAUUUUUCAAUGCCUUAUUUGGGAAGUUGUUUACCGGGUCCAAAUCAUCUAAAACAAGAGAGUUUUUGCUUCAGAAAGAAAAAAGUUUGUUUUGGAUCCCAUCAAACAUGUAUUUGCUACUACCACUCGAGACUUUCAGUGCUUCAAAUGAUGAGUCUUGGAAAAUAAAUUGGACUGGAGUUGAUUCUUGCACAUAUGUGGUAGAAUUUUUGAAGAACACUUUCUUGGGUGCUGAGCAAUGUAAUGGUGAAAGCAGAAGGUCAUCAUCUUGUAGGGUUGGCUCAUCUGUUACUGAAUGCAGUGGUGUAAACACAAUCCACUUUGCUAAUUUUUCAGUUGAUGCAGAUAAACUGAAAGAUGUGGUGGUAUUGGCAAUUCACACAGGAAAAAUAUACUCUGUUAUUGAAGUGGUGAGUGAUAUGUCUGCUGAGAGUCCUUUUGAGCAAAAUGCUGGUGAUGCACCAUCAAAUUAUUCUUCAUUCACUGAGUACUUCAACAAAAAGUAUGGAAUUGUGCUGAUGCAUCCAGGACAACCUUUGUUGCUGUUAAAGCAAAGCCAUAAACCACACAACCUGCUUCCAAAUCCUAAUGAUGAAGUUACUUCAAAAGAUGGCAUGGCUGUUGUAAAACAGCGACAAUUUGUUCAUAUGCCACCUGAGCUUUUAGUCAGUAUUGAUAUUCCAGUCCAGACUCUAAAAUCAUUUUACUUACUUCCAUCUUUGAUGUAUCGUCUGGAGUCUCUGAUGUUAGCCAGUCAACUUAGACAGGAGAUUGACUGCCGGAUUCCUGACUGUUAUAUCCCAAGUUCACUGAUGUUGGAAGCAAUAACAACACUUAGAUGUAGUGAAACUUUUUCCAUGGAGCGAUUGGAGUUGCUUGGAGAUUCAGUUUUGAAGUAUGCUAUAAGUUCUGACCUCUUUCUAAGAUACCCUACAAAACAUGAAGGCCAAUUAUCUGCUCGGCGCAUACAGGCUGUUUGUAAUUCAGCCCUACAUAAAUUGGGAAUAAGUCUCAAAUUACAGGGAUAUAUACGAGACAGUGCAUUCAAUCCUCGUUGUUGGGUUGCUCCAGGGCAGCGACCUGCAUAUUAUAUUCCUUGUAAAUGUGGGGUUGAUACUUUAGAAGUGCCUUUAGAUGCCAAAUUUCAAACUGAAGACCCUAAAAUUAAGAUUGCAAUAUGCUGCUCCAUGGGCCACCGAUGGAUCUGUUCCAAAACCAUAUCUGAUUGUGUUGAAGCCAUUGUAGGAGCAUACUACGUAAGUGGAGGACUGAUUGCUGCAGUUCAUGUGAUGAAGUGGCUUGGUAUGGAUGUUGAAUUUGAUCCUUCAUUGGUAGAUGAAGCCAUUUCCAGUGCUUCUUUACGAUCUUAUAUGCCAAAAGAAAAUGAGGUAACGAGCCUCGAGUCAAAGCUUGGUUAUACAUUUUCUGUCAAGUUUCUUAUACAAGAGGCUAUGACACAUGCAUCCAUGCAAGAGCAGGGAGUUGGCUAUUGUUACCAGAGACUUGAAUUUCUUGGUGACUCUUUAUUGGACUUGCUCAUCACAUGGCAUCUCUAUCAAAGCCACACAAACAUUGAUCCUGGUGAGUUGACAGACUUGCGCUCAGCUUGUGUUAGUAAUGAAAAUUUUGCUCAAAUUGUUGUGAGAAGGGAGCUAUACAAGCAUCUUCAACAUUGUUCUACAUUACUUCUAAGCCAGAUAACAGAAUAUCUGGAGUCUUUUUGUGAAUCUGAUGAAGCCACCAAAUUGUCCACAGUUCCAAAGGGUCCUAAGGCUCUUGGAGACCUACUUGAAAGUAUAGCAGGGGCAAUGUUAGUUGAUACAAAGUUUGACCUUGAUGAAGUGUGGAGAAUAUUUAAGCCACUGUUGUCUCCAAUUGCAACACCUGAGAGUCUGGAGCUGCCUCCAUUGCGUGAACUGAUUGAAUUAUGCGACUCUCGUGGAUAUUUUAUAAAAGAAAGAUGUACAAUUAAGAAUGACAUUGUGCAUGCCCAUCUUAGACUACAGCUGAAUGAUGUUCUUUUGGUUGGAGACGGAUAUGAUCGGAACAGAAAAACUGCAAAAGGAAAAGCGGCUUCUCAUUUGUUGAAGGAACUUGAGAAUAGAGGAAUAAGGUACUCCCGAGGUGAUUCAAAGAGGAAACAAGAUCCUGAUCACGUUGUUGAUUCAUCUUCCCUAGACCUAACAAACGCUCACACCUGUGAGCCAAAAAACCAUAAGAAGCAGAAGAAAGUAGAAAAUGAAUCUCCUACAGGGUCAAGUGGCGUUCCUUCCCUUGUUGGCAGUCCCAAAGAGGGCCUCCCAGUUAUCGAGUCAAUUAACAUGAAGAAAGGAGGACCUCGAACCACUCUUUUCGAACUCUGCAAGAAAGGGGAAUGGACAAGGCCUACAUUUCAAACAACAGAAACUAAGUCGAGAACUCCUAUAAUAUUUGGUGAAGGCAGUGAAAGAAGAGAAUCAUUUAUCAGUUUUAUAUCAAAAAUAACCCUGAACAUGCCCUUAUAUGGCAUCAUUGAAUGCACAGGAGAUCCUAGACCUGAUAAGAAGAGUUCAUUAGAUUCAGCUGCACUUGCUAUGCUUUAUGAGCUUAAAGAGCGGGGACGACUCAUCAUUGUCGAUGCGCAAUGAAUUUGUUAAUUUAGAACAAUUAGGAAACUAACCCAGCUGGCUACUGCCCAGCAACAAUGGCUUCUCAGGCUUUUCUAGCCAUGCUUUAUGUAUAUAUAUCUGUAUAUAUUCGUACAUGCCAUUUUCUUGGCAAAGCUACUUAAUUUAUGUUAUUAUUAA